Messenger RNA from Gossypium raimondii (Peruvian cotton), 710 nucleotides. RefSeq names its product heavy metal-associated isoprenylated plant protein 12. The record is from RefSeq and is a predicted model, not a curated record. The coding region runs from base 227 to 523 and encodes 98 amino acids. NCBI's taxonomy places the organism in Eukaryota, Viridiplantae, Streptophyta, Magnoliopsida, Malvales, Malvaceae. Gene Ontology annotation, molecular function: metal ion binding. The transcript has 3 exons.
UACUAUAGAGAAAUUAAGUGGGAUGUUUUAAAUUCAUACAUCGUUGGAUGAAUAGGAUCAACAUUUGUAAGAAAACGACGAAAAAGUCCAGUCAUUGUUCAUAAUGGCUGAUGUAAGCCAUUGUUACAGCAGUCCUACUUAUAAAUAUGCAACAGGCUUAGCUUCAUUAAAACCGUAACUUAGUUUUGUCUUGCAUAUCCUUGAAUUCCUGGUUCAGUAUUCUCACAUGGCGGCGCAGAAGGUGGUAUUGAAAAUCAUGACCAUGAAUGACGAAAAGACAAAAAAGAAAGCUAUAGAGGCUGUUGCCAACAUAUAUGGGGUUGAUUCAAUCGCGGCAGAUGUGAAGGAGCAAAAGUUGAUAGUCAUAGGGGAGAUGGACACGGUUGCCAUUGCCAAAAAACUCAAGAAAAUAGGGAAAGUAGACAUUGUUACAGUGGGACCUGCUAAAGAAGAGAAGAAAGAUGACAAAAAAGACGACAAGAAAGAUGAAAAGAAAGACGAAAAGAAGGAUGAAAAGAAAUGAUUAUCAAAAUUUGAAGCUUGUAUAGCUAUACCAAUAAACAUGCCAAUAAUAAGCUACUCAAAUUAUUAUUACCACCUUUCAUUUUGCUUGAUCUACUAUGUUUUUUGGGGGUUUUUUACCUGCUGGUUUUUUUUUUAUAGUACAGAUGUUGAUGAAAUGCAGAAAUCUAUGCUUUGAGUUUAUGAAA